Molecule: messenger RNA, 4219 nt
Organism: Spirodela intermedia
Lineage: Eukaryota; Viridiplantae; Streptophyta; Magnoliopsida; Alismatales; Araceae
Source: the annotation of a GenBank genome assembly
AUGGCCGCGAGGCUCCUCUCUCGGAUUGCCCGGAGUGGGCGGCGCCACCAGGUACCUCCGCUUUCUCCCGGGGCCAAGAGCUGUGGAAGCCAGUUCGCGCCGAGCCCAUGGGCAAAGGUGAGGUUUUUGUUCCCCUCCGGGAGGGUUUAGGGCUUGUUUAUUUACUCCACGAAACCUCGUGUGGAAGAUACUCGAAGGGGAGCAGAUAUAGUUUGACAUUCGGUGGCGAGAGUAAAUUAAUUUUUUCAAUCUUGUUAAAAUGAACUCGAGGCCCUUGUUACCGUAUUUCUGGUGUGUGUGUGUGUGUGUACUUCUUGAUGGUUGCCUUACCAUUGCAACUGAUCAUACGCAGCAAGGCAUGUCUUCCAUCACUUCCAAGUGCUUCUCUACGACGGUGUUGGGUUCACAGGGGCAGGAAGUCGUAUUCCCCCAAGAGUUGCUGUCGAAGCAGAAGGUCCUGAUUCCUGAUCGUCCUCUAGGUAUUGGGUUCACUGCUUGGUUUGCGUUUUUUUUGUCUCGAGUACUUGCGACAUUUGCAUACUGAAUGAUUUUCACGGUUAAUGAAAUAUUUUACAGGUAUGAUGUAUGCAGAUACUACAUUGUGAUGAUAAUUCAAAAUUAUUUUUUUCUAUAAUCCAGCAUUCGGUUAUCUUUUUUCUAGUUUUAUUUUUAUACUAAUAAAGUACUUAUUGAUUGCAUUCAUAACUAAAAUGGAUUGCUGUUCGUAUUUAUGCUAUUGAUUUUAAACCUUUUUCUAUAGCUUUUAAGACUUCCUCCUACUUCAUGCCACGUUCUCGUCUCUCGAGGUCAGGUGUCUGGCCAAUGUUUUCUCGAUGGAUCACGUCCUUGAGCAUGUUAAAAUCCACAGCAAAGUUGUGAAAAAAAUUCCGAGUGUUAAAAGGUUAAGAAGACGACUGCAGUCAAGUUUCUGAACCCCUCAGAUUCAUUGUAUAGAAUGGGGACCAUAUGUGUAAAAUACUCGACGAAAAUAGGAUAUGAAACAAGGUUGAUUUGUUCGAACAGCACAUUGAAUUUUAUAGCAUUAACAUCUUUCCGUCACGAGUUCAAUCAAGAUAGAUUUAAAGUCUCUGUAUGGACAUAUUGAACCGGGGUGAACAAAAACUUACAUAGAAGGAUAUUGGUAUUUUGCGUUUCAUACUGUUCAUUUUUGUUAAUGAAGACAAUGCCUUGAACUGAAUCAAGACUUGAAAGUUAUAAAGGAAAAGUGGCUAAAAAAAACGCAAUAAUAUGGGUUGACUGAAGUCACACAGAUAUUAGGACGAUGAAAGGUAGACAGAGAUGAGUGUACACGAUUAAUGCCUGCCCUCUAGUCAUUGUCUGCAAAGGGGAUUUGGACUGAAGGACAGCUGCAACACGAGUUAGGUAAAAGGAUUCAUGAAGCUGUGAAUAUAUUAGGAUGAUUGUUACAUGCCGGGGAUUGCGUAUUCUUUAUUGGGACCACAAUCAGUAUUGCUACGAAUGAACAUAAGUGCUAAAUUUUUUUAUAUUGCCGCAAUGAUCCAAUUUCUAUUCUAUUAUCACCGUCAUGAUCCCUUGUUGGGGGAAUAAAUUAAUGCAUUUGUCACAUUGCAGGGCAGUAUGCUGACCUAGUGACAAGGGUAACAAAUUUUCAGAAUGAAGACAAAGGUUUGAUGGUUUUAGCGGGUGAUGUCUUUGAUGUGCCAAUUAGAAAGGAUAUUGUUCAUCGUGUUGUAAGGUGGCAACUUGCAAAGCGACAACAGGUAUUACACUGUCGCUUGUUCAGUGUUCCGUAGGGACAUGGAGACUUAAAACAUUUUCACUCCCCGGGACACUGUGCCACUUUCUUAAUUUAUGAUCAAGGCCGAAUCUUCCAUCUUCGUUAAGAACAUUUUAUUAGUAAGCAUGUCCCAGGCAAACAGUUUAAUGUAUAGGAACUUUAAUGGGUUUCAGUAUUAUUUCUGCCACGUGACUGUUGUUUUAUGAAAAUUUCUGCAUGUUUUGAACGUUGGUUUUAUUUUCUACUUCUAACAUAGCUUUUCAUUUUUUUAGGGAACGCACUCAACAAAAACAAUCAGUGAAGUCAGUGGAACUGGGAGAAAACCAUGGAGACAAAAGGGCACCGGGAGAGCAAGGCAUGGGACGUUGCGUGGCCCACAGGUGAAUGAUUUUUUUAAUGUUUUGAAUGAAUGGAUAAUAAUUUUUUUUAGACACCAAUAUGUCUGAUGUGCUCACUUGAUAUUUUUUAGACUUAUUUAUACAUUUGAGUCUAUUGUGGCCAAUCAAUUUUAGUGCAUGGAUAGUCGGCUAGAUCACUAAUUCUGUGACAAAAAAGUAGUGCUUAUGUAGCUUAUAUGUGCAUCCAACACAUAACUCUUCCAGAUAUCUCGUUUGGUCUUGCUAUCUGAUUUAACGUCUGUGUUUAAUAUAAUGUUGUUGUAUUACAGUUCAGGCAUGGUGCUACCAUGCAUGGUCCAAAGCCUAGAAGCCAUGCUAUCAAACUGCAAAAGAAGGUCCGCCGUCUAGGUCUGAAAAUUGCUUUAUCAGCCCGAACUGCAGAAGGAAAGGCAAGUUCUAAAUUAUCAAAACCCUAUCAUUAUUGAGCAUUUCCGUCACAUUUGUGGGAUAUCUUAUCUUCUUAUUUCCUGAAGCUCAAUCGUAACUUUUUGCCCAGUAGUUUGGAAUCAUUCUUUUUUUUUUUUUUUUCGUUUCGUAAACUUGAUUGAAAGUAAAAGGACUUCUUUUGCGUUCUUCCGUCCAAUGCAGUUGACCGGUAUCUAAUCUUUUAUCCUGCGUGUGCAUGAUUAAACACAUUUGGAUGACUAUAUUUUAUUCUAUUUAUUACCUGUGUCGAAGCUAGUACUAAUCUUUUGUUUUCAUUUCUCAUACUCCUUGGAUAAAUUUGAGGCAUUGCCUUUUUUGUUAUGCACAUGAAUGCCCAAUUCUCCUUGGCCCAUUAUGACAUCAGAAUAUAUAUAUAUAUACACACGCACACACACACGCAUGCACACACACAUGUAUUCACUUGUGUUGAUCGUCAUUGCCCUUUUUAACGUCAAUGUACUUAGUUGUUCCUCCCAUAUCCAGCUCGGCAUAAUAUGCCUGAUCUUUGCAUAAGUUUACGAUGGGUCUUUGAUGUCUUAGUGACAUAGAUCAUUCACAUAAGAGGCUAGGAUCGUCUGUGCUCCAACCCAAUGACAAAAAUAAGUUUUAUUUAUUUUUAUUUUAAUUAUAAUUAUAAGCUUAAUAGUUUUAGGUUAAUUAAUGCAUGAUCAAAAGGAUUGAACAUUGUCCAUCAGGGAUUUGCGAUGGAGAUAAGUAUGCAAAACUGGCACCUUCAACGUAUACAUGGUUGAAAGAAUGUGUGAGAAAAGUUCAUCAUUUUCUUAGCCUACAGGGUCGAACGUUUUGUUCUUAAAAAUCUCACAAAUUGUUUCAUGUUUAAAUUGUGGAAUUGCUUGUCUACGUGUUCUAAGAAAUUGCUGUCGUGGAAAAUCAUGUAUCAUUAUCUCUGUUGUCUUCAUCACAGGAAGAAUCAUGUAACUUUGCCACAACUGAAUGGAACCAGUAGCAUUGGUUUCUUCAGAAAGCCAACCAUGUAUGUAAUUAUAAUUAGAUACAGUAAUGAACAUUUUUCACAGCAUCUCUCUCUAUCUGUGUCACUCAACUGUAGAUUUUAACUUUUUUUUUUUUUUUUGAUCUUUAUCUCGUGGAAGCUAUCUGGUUUAUCUGAUGCAGCUCUUUUUUUUCUGCAUUGUGUGUACUUUUUUGGAUGGGAGAUGGAAGCUUCUUCGGGCUUACUCCCUCAUCGUCGGUGGGCUUAUGGAACAUUUUACUGCGUGUAUAACCAGCUUAUAAUCUUCGAGGACCUCGCCAUGCCCAGCCACAAGACAAAGUACGUUGUGACCGCAGUCUCUCAGAUGGAGAAUGCCAAGAAGGUCCUGCUCGUGGAUGGCGGCCCCAUAGAUUCCAACUUACAGCUGGCCACGCAGAACAUCCACUACGUCAAUGUGCUCCCUUCGAUUGUAAGCCCCUGCCAUUUUUGCCUUCCAUCUCCCUUGGGAUUCACCGUCUCUCAUCUCUCUUCAUUUAAAUGCAUAAUAUAUAUAUAAUGUGUUGUAUAAUAUCGCUGCUGCAGGGUCUAAAUGUGUACAGCAUCCUCCAACACGACACGCUUGUGAUGAGCAGGGACGCUGUGAACAGGAUAGUUGACCGGAUGCACACGCCCAUCAACCGCUGA